UAAACCCUAAACCCCGAAAAUCCCCAUCAUUUUCUACCGAGUUCGGAUGGCGUUCAUGUCUAGCUUCCGUCGCGUUCUUGGCGUAUCGGCCUCUGCUCUUCCAUCUCAAUUCGCCGCCAUUCGUCACAAUACAACCCUCACAUCGCCUAAGCUAUUCAUCAGCGGACUUUCAAGAUUAACAACUGAUGAAAAACUUAAACAGACGUUUUCUGAAUUUGGUCAGAUUGAACACGCAAAAGUGAUAACCGAUAGGCAAACCGGAAGAUCAAAGGGGUUUGCUUUCGUCACAUACUCAUCGAUUGAAGAAGCUGAGAAGGCUAAAGAAGGAAUGAACGGCAAGUUCUUGGAUGGGUGGGUUAUUUUUGUUGACCCUGCCAAGCCUAGGGAGUAUAGACCCCCACCUCCAGCACAGCAAGAGUCUUCUGAUAGUGGUUUCAAAGUAAACAAGACUAUUGGAUGGUGUGGAUGAUUGCAUAUGUUACUUGUUCGAACUCAUUGUGAUGAAAAGGCAAUUUAAACAGGGCAACUCAUUGCUGUUUGUAUUAGUAUGAAAAACGUUUUAGCCGGAUUAUUUUGAACAGGGAAACCUCGUUAACCUUGUUCUGUUACUUCUGUAUGGGUACAUUUUGGCCUCUGUCCAACUAUUGUAAUGUUUUAAUUUAUAUGCCAAUGUAGGACUCCCUUCUUUUUUUGUGCCUUCAUUCUUCCAAUUGAAAGA
This is a messenger RNA of Fragaria vesca subsp. vesca, 718 nucleotides long. Its product is annotated as glycine-rich RNA-binding protein 2-like. Gene Ontology annotation, molecular function: RNA binding. The transcript has 3 exons. The record is from RefSeq and is a predicted model, not a curated record. Lineage: Eukaryota; Viridiplantae; Streptophyta; Magnoliopsida; Rosales; Rosaceae. The coding region runs from base 47 to 469 and encodes 140 amino acids.